Cetraspora pellucida is the source of this 1200-nucleotide messenger RNA. NCBI's taxonomy places the organism in Eukaryota, Fungi, Glomeromycota, Glomeromycetes, Diversisporales, Gigasporaceae. The record is from the annotation of a GenBank genome assembly.
AUGCCAUCACCAAUACCCAACGAAAUUCUAAGUGAAAUAUUUAGUAACCUCAAUUUUGAAACUGAAAACUAUUUUAUUCCAAGUCAAAAAGAUUUAUUUAGCUGUCUUUUGGUAAAUCAGCAAUGGUGCGUAAAUGCUAUUAAGGUCCUUUGGGCCGAACCUAUGCCAGUUGAUAAAGAUAGAGAUAUGCUUCGAAUAUACGCCAAAGUUAUUAGAAUGUAUCUUUUGUCUAUUGACGGACAAGAUAAACAACAACUAAUAGAUUAUGGGCAUAGAUUUGCAAACUCCAAUUCCAAGAAUUCUCGUAGAUUUCAAAAAUCUUUACAAAUACUUUAUGGUUCAAAAGACUAUCCUACUUCUCAAUCCGCUCAUGUCCUUAAUGAUUUGCCCACCUCUCAAAAAUCUUUGCUUAGUUCAUAUACCAACACACAAUCUUCUCACACAUUGUUAUUUGAUUAUCCAUCAUUUUUACGGUACCUAGAUCUUGACAGAUUACUACUUGGAAUAGUUCAUUUAAUAAAUCCGCGAGCAAAAUCCCGUCAAUUUGGAGAUAUUCUAAUAUUUCAAGCGAUCUUAAAAAUGCUAGCGAAGCGUUGCAAAAAUCUUUUAAGCCUUGUGAUCGACAAUCAAAUGGAGGAUUCAUUAACCCGAUUUGACGAUAUGUUCAUAAUGCUUAAUCCUGAAGUGCUUCCAUUAAUCUAUCCUAUUAAAGAGACUUUUAUUACUAUUAACUUUCCAAUUAAUAAGAUUUUUUUAACAUUAUCUUGUUUUUGUAAACAUUUGGAAUACAUAGAAAUAACGACCAUCCAACAAUUUAAUUUGCAAGAAACUGACAAUAGUGGCAUUGCAUCAUUGAUCGUUUCUCAAAUAUCACUACGUACAUUAGUACUUCGUGGAUCAUUUCAAUUUUUAGAUCAAAUAUUAUACGCGCUUCCAUCUCAGUCAGCCUCGCUCAAAGAUCUCACAUUUUCUUGCGCAGAUUUUUCCGAAUGCGCACCACUACAUAGUAUAGCAGCAUGUAAGAAUUUAAGAGAGUUGAGGUUCUGGGAAUGUUAUAAUCUUUCAGAUGAAAUAUGUGAGCCGUUGGUGAAUUGUGAAUUUGAAAAAUUACGUGUCAUUGAUUUGGAAGAAACCCAUAGCAAAAUACUGAUGGAAUGGAAAAAUAAAAGAGAGAAUAAGGAGGAUAAUAAAUUAGGUUGA